This is a messenger RNA of Macrosteles quadrilineatus (aster leafhopper), 4440 nucleotides long. RefSeq names its product CD9 antigen-like. The record is from RefSeq and is a predicted model, not a curated record. NCBI's taxonomy places the organism in Eukaryota, Metazoa, Arthropoda, Insecta, Hemiptera, Cicadellidae. The transcript has 5 exons. The coding region runs from base 346 to 1140 and encodes 264 amino acids. Gene Ontology annotation, cellular component: membrane.
GACGACGACGACGGUGUUCGGGUGUUGUGUUGUGUUGUUUUGUUGUUGCCCUUGCUGGUGUUGGCUAAAGACUGGAAACUAAGGAAUUGUUAUGAUUUGAGAUAAUUUUUGUGUUCUGUAGUUGAAUUUUAUAAAUAUUUUGGUGAAGCAUCACUCGUGUCUUCCACCUAUAGUCUGACAUACAUUACCAAUGCGUACAAAUUUGACCAUCUUGAUUAAGUUGGAAACGAUCUCCGAAAGUUCAUAGGGACCAGAAAUAUAGCAGGCAGUAGGCCUAUCAUAAUAGUUUUAAAAAUAUACAAUCAUCUUUACUAAUAAUCUUAAUAUUACAUUUUAAGCCUUAAAAUGGGUCUAACAGGGUGCUACGGAAUACUGAAAUACCUUGUGUUUUUCGUGAACCUUGUGUUUUGGAUAACUGGUUUGACCAUUAUUGUUCUAUCGGUGUGGAUGCUCACUGACCCCACAUUCUACAUGAGCAUGGCUCAAGAUGAGUCAAGCUACUACACUGGAAUCUACCUCUUCCUGAUCGUUGGGACUUUAAUGUUCAUUGUAGGGUUUCUCGGGUGCUGCGGAGCAAUAAAAGAAUCUCAGUGUAUGCUUGUUUUGUUUUUCUGUCUUCUCCUGAUCAUCUUGGUGGCUGAGAUAUCGGCAGGCGCCUGGGCCUACAGCAACAGUCAUCAGUUGGAAGAGUUGGUCAGGGACAGUGUGGAGACAACAGUGCAAGAGGAGUAUAGCGUAGUGGACAGUCGUACACAGACUUUCGACGCCAUACAGCAAGGUUUGGGAUGCUGUGGAGCUAACAGCCCUAGUGACUGGGUGAGCAGCAGGUUCAACAACGGAGGCAAACAAGGCAUCAACCUGUCCAUCUUAUCUCCCAUGAAGCUGUACAAAUUGCCGGCCAGUUGCUGCGCGUUGCCGGAAGGCAGUGAGCAGUGUAAGGAUCUCAAGACCCCUAUCGUCCCAAACAACGAGCACGUCUAUCAGGAAGGAUGCACAAAGAAGCUGCAAGAUAAGCUGAGGGAAUACAUGAGCACUGUUGUUGGUAUCGGAGUCGCAGUUGCGAUUGCACAAUGUCUCGGACUGUCUUUCGCUCUCGUGCUGUGCUGCGCGAUCCAACAACGUGACCGCUACAAAGCAUAGGACACACCGCGUUGUAGCGUCAGCCACCUCACCUCCACCGACUCCGCCAACCAGCUGCGACGUGAGUUCAUCUAUUAACUUACAAUUAAUUACUUAACCUCUACUAAUAAAGUAGUAAGCAUUUAGUGUAACUGCCGAUGCUGUUGAAGUUUGUAAAAAAGUCAGGCAGUUAGUAACGAGUUUUGUUGUAGCUGAUAAUGUCUGUUGUAUAGGACAGGAACGAAAUUCCUAUCAGUUUCAUCCAAAGCUUAUUAUUAUUUUUGAAAGUUUUAUAUUUUAUUUUCGUCUUGUUCCUAGUAUUAUUGUAUAGCCUGGAGUUUAAAAGUUGGACUAGUCAUGAGCUGAACGGUUUUUAUUCUCACAUGUAGUUUUAAAAUAAAUAUAAUCUCUUUUUUUAUUAAAUUUGAAUCAAUAUUUUGCAUUGGAUCAAAAAUAUUUAUGUAAUCAAGUAUUUGUAUGUUUUUCAUUGUAAGAUUUAGUGUGUGUUUGGUAGUAAACUAAAAGAUACUAGUAUAUAAAAGUAUACUUUGUGGUAUAUCUUUGACAACUAAUUGUUAUAUACUUUUAUAAAAAAUAUGAAGCUUUUAUACAAAUUAAUUGAUGGUUAAUUUGAUAAUAUUAAACAGUAGACAUGAUCUGAUCCAAUUUCCCAUCAUGCAAUUUAAUUUAUUCAACACUGUUAAUAUUUGCCUUGAAAUCCAAACCCUUGUCAGCGUCAUAAAGACCUCAUCUACAGUAGAACCCCUCAUAUCCAACCAUGACGGGGCUGGGGCACAGUCGGAACGGCCUUAAGGUCGGAUAUCGGGAGGAGCAUAACCUGCAGUCUCCGCGACAUCAGUAAUCAUCUCCCGCGGCAACAUCCGUGAGCGUAACUUGGAGUCUCUGCAACUUCGAUAAUCGUCUCUCGCGACUGCAGCAACACCCGUUAUUGGCGACAGUUGUGAUUGUCUGCUGCGAUUACGGCAACAUCAACGAUCAGCCUUUCGGUUUACCUACGUUUACAUACGUUAUCGCCCCAGAUAGGAAAAAUGUAGUUCAAAUCAAAGUCAGACACUAGGUCGGAUAUCCCGAGGAGUAGGUUAUUCCGAGGUCGAAGAUGAGGGGUUCUAAUGUAUAAGCCAUUGCUGUGUAUUAAUAGUUGAGUUGACAUCCUAUCAAAAUCUCUCAUUUCAUCUUCUCAUUCAGGAAUCAAAAAUAUCUGCAACCUUUAUUAGGAUGUAAUGGCAGUUUAUUAUACAAAAACAUUGUUAGUUGAAUGGUAUACCUUAGGCAAUUUUGUACUUCGAUUCAAAACCGCUCUUUCCAGCUCUCUAUUGAUUUCAAUGUUUUUUUAUGUGUGAUUAAAAAAUUACUCUAGACUUAUAGAUGUUUUAAUCAAAAGAAUACUCUACCUUUGAAUGUGUUCAAAUAGAAAUGACAAUUUUGUAAUCAAAACCUUUAUCUAGUAUUGUAGUUUUUGAGAUUUAAUCAAAUUGCACAAAUCAAAGACUCGUGAAAACAAAAAGGUUAGUUAUUGUAUUAAAAGCCAUAACAGUGUCUUAUAUGGUUACCAACUAUUAAUAGCUGUCAAACCAUCACAAAACAAAAACAACAAACAAAAUAAAUAAAAACCAACUGUUUUUUUCUUGAAUCUAUACAAUUAAACCAACUAUCCAAUAAAACUGACUUUUGUAGUUUUCUAUAAUAACUAACCUAACUCAUGUUUGUUAAAUAGGCUAUACCAAUUAUUAAUAUGGUCAAUUUAAUGCUAUACUGUAUAUUUUUAUUAUCUUAUUUAUAUAUUUGUAUAUACUUCGCCCGUGCCACAAUACUUAAAACUUCUUUAUUAUAACAUUUACAAAGAGUUUUAUCAAAAUGAGUUUGAACAUUGUGCCUUACAUUUGUACGCACAGUGGAAUCAAAAACUUUCUCAUUGAUGUCAUGUUUCGGUACCAAUUUUGACUGUAUGAAAUCAAACUGCAGAUCGCUACAAAUGUGCUUUUUACUGACAUACUCGCUUUCUUUUUUACUUGAAUUAGUGAAGAUUUUAUUUGAAUAUUUGAAUAAUUUUUGAAUGUUCAUAACCUUUCUCACUAUCUAUCUACCAAUUUAAUUAUUUUUAUCAAAAGUUUUUGUUCAAACAGUAGUUCCAUCAAAAUUGUAUCAAAUAAAUAAAAACUGUUAGAAAUAAUUAUUUUUAAAUUAAGCUUAAGAAAAAAGUUCUUGAUGACUUAAAUGACAUACAGUAUUAAUAAUUUCUUGAUCAGCAUCGUACGUGUUAUUAAAUUACCUGAAAAAAGCAAAAAUAUAUACGUCUAAUAACACAUGUAAUAAUAUAUUUGCACUUGAAUACUGUUGAAUUACAAGACGGUAAAUACAUAUAAAAGUUGGUAAGUGGUGAUCGAUUUCGAUUGGAUGAUGAUUUGAGUGAUCACCACUGGCACUUACCAACUUUUAUAUGUAUUUACUGUCUUGUAAGUCAACAGUAAGUGUAAAUAUAUUAUUACAAGUGUUUAGACGUAUAUUUUUGCUUUUUUUCAGAUACAGUAUUAGGCUCAAAUUUUAAAGUCAAACUCAGUGAAAGUGCCAUGGUUUAAUUAAACGUUGGGAAAUAAUUCUUUGACAGUCAAAAACUUAGAUAAGGAUAGUUGUAUGUUAACUACAACUGAUGGGCAAAUAAUAUGCAAAAGAUUUCAAUAAUUCAAUGUAAUAAAUAAGUUUUUAAUGAUGAAAUGUUUAAUCGGUGUUAAGAAUUUGGAACCAAAGAUUAGCAAAUGAAAACUUUGUGCAUUCAUUAAAUUAUUAUUAUAGUUCUAUAAUUAUUGUAUUUAAAUUUUAAGUAUUCCUGGUUUAUAAAUUCUGUUUACUCUUGCAACGGAUCAUUCAAUACAGUCAUUUUUCAGUUUGUUUUUUUGUAACAAAUAUAGCAAGACUUUAGAUUGUAUCUACUGUAUAGUAUACUUAUCAAUACCUACAAUCUUUAUUCUUACUUAAUCAACAAAAACUAGCAUGUGAAAUACCCUGUAGAAUGGUUUUAGAUCAUUGAUAUUUGGAUCUUAUUUGUGUGGGUUUCCAAAAAAAAUUUAAAAGUUUCACUUGGGACUUUGUAAUCCCAAUAUUUAUUUCAUUAAUGUAAGGCUUUUUUUCUCAUAAACCUAAUUAUUUAUUUUUUUCUUAUAAUAUUUAGCCUGUACUAAGAAUAUAUUUUUUACUUAUGCAUUAUGACAUGUAUUUAAUCUUAGGCCUAUUUUCUUUUUUUAUGUUUCUAACAAUCUUUUUGUAUAUAUUUAGAUGUUUAAAUAUAUAUGUUGUGUGUGUUAA